Molecule: messenger RNA, 3700 nt
Organism: Electrophorus electricus (electric eel)
Lineage: Eukaryota; Metazoa; Chordata; Actinopteri; Gymnotiformes; Gymnotidae
Source: RefSeq, a predicted model, not a curated record
AUGAGGCAGUGAGGCAGAGGGAUGAAGGAGAGAGAGGAGUUGCAGAAAGCCGUGGAGCAGCGUGACCGGCUGCUGUCCCGCGUGCGCCAACUGGAGGGAGAGAAUGCAGAGCUGUGUAAGGACAGGAGUGAGACAUUCACUAGGAUGCGUGCCGAACAGGAGGGCUUACAGCAGGCCGAGCGGCGGUGCGCACAGCUGAUGCAGGCGCGGCGGGAGCUGGAGGAGGAGCGGGGUGUCGCCGCCCUGCUGGCCACGCAGAGGCAGCGGCUGGAGGCUGAAUGCCAUAGCCUGCGGCAGGACCUGGAGGAGUUGGAGAGCACGCUGAGCGCCGUGGAGAGGGACAAGCAGUCGUCGGACUGCACUGUCAGGAAGCUGUCGGAGGAGCUGUCCCAGAGAGAGCUCCUGGUGCAGACGUUCCAGGAGGACAAGGAGCAUUUGGUGGAGCUCAGUCAGCAAGCCAUCGAGGACUUACAGUGCGAGGAGGAGAAGGUCAACCUCCUGACUAAGGAGAAAGCCAGGCUCCAGGAGCACGUGGAGGAGUUGGAGCAGCAGCUGGAGGAGGAGAGGAAGCAGCGCGGCGAGUUGGAGAGGAGCAGGCGCAGACUGGAGGGAGAUAGCAGGAGCAACAUGGAGAACCUGAACGAGCUGGGAAAGAUGAGGGCCAGUUUGGAGGAGCUCAUCAAAAAGAAAGAUAUGGAGAUUAGUGCCGCCAGCAGCCAGCUAGAGGCAGAGGAAGCACUGAGUGCAGGCCUCCAGAAAAAGACUAAGGAACAGCAGGUCCGUAUUGAGGAACUGGAGGAAGAACUGGAGACAGAGAGAUCUCUGAGGGUGAAGGUGGAGAAGCAGCGCGCCGAUCUGACGCGAGAACUGGACGACCUGACGGACCGGCUGGAGGAAGCAGGAGGCGCCACUGCCUCGCAGAUGGAGACGACGAAGAAGCGCGAGGCGGAGCUGCAGAGGCUUCGGCGCGAGCUGGACGAGUCGGCGGCGCAGGCGGAGAACGCGGCAGCAGUCCUGCGCCGUCGCCACGCUGACGCCCUGGCUGAGCUCACCGAGCAGAGCGAGGGCCUGCAGCGCACACGCGCCAAGCUGGAGAAGGACAAGCACAACCUGCGGCUGGAGGUGGAUGACCUGGCCGCCUCUCUUGACGCCCUGCAGAAGGCCAAGGCAUCGACUGACGCCCAGCUGAGGAAGCUCGAGGACUUGCUGGCGGAGGCCAAUUCUAGGAACGAAGAAUUGCAGAAAGCCCUCAGUGAAACCAUGGUGACCAAGAACAGACUGACAGCUGACAAUAACGAGCUGAGUCGUCAGGUGGACGAGACGGAGGCCCGGUGCAGCCAGGCCAGCCGCUGCCGGACUCUGCUCUCAGCCCAGCAGGAUGAGCUGCGCAGACUGCUGGAUGAGGAGAACAAGAGUAAAGCAGUGCUGGGCAGCAGCUUGGCGGCCGUGCGGCAGGAGUGUGAGGCUCUGAAGGAGCAGCUGGAGGAGGAACAGGAGAGCAAACUGGAGCUGCAGCGCCUCGUCUCCAAGCUCAACAGCGACGUCACACACUGGCGCAGCCGCCAGGAGGCCGACGCCGCCCAGCACAGCGACGAGCUAGAGGAGGUCAAGAAGAAGCUGUCAUCUCGGCUGCAGGAGGCAGAGGAAGCGGUGGAGGCCAUGCAGGCCAAGUGCUCCAGCCUGGAGAAGAGCAAGCAGAGGCUACAGGAGGAGGUGGAAGAGCUGUGCCUGGACUUGGAGAAGGCCAACAGCGCGGCGGGGACGCUGGAGAAGAAGCAGCGUGUUCUGGACAAGCAGCUGGCUGACUGGAGGCAGAAGAGCGAGGAGCUGGGGGCCGAGGUGGAGGGCUGUCAGAAGGACAGCAGGCAGCACGCCGCCGAGCUCUUUAAGCUCAGAACGGCCUACGAGGAGGCCAUGGAGCAGAGUGAGGCCCUGCGCCGGGAGAACAAGGCCCUGCAGGAGGAAAUGGCCGACCUCAGUGAACAGCUUUCCGAUGGUGGGAGGAGUGUGCAUGAGCUCCAGAAAAUGAGAAAGAAGAUGGAAAUGGAGAAGGAUGAGCUCCAGGCGUCACUGGAGGAAUCCGAGGCAGCACUGGAGGUUGAGGAGACCAAGCUACUUCGCCUGCAGCUGGAACUCACUCAAGCCAAAGCAGACAGUGAACGGCGACUCCAGGAGAAGGAGGAGGAGCUGGAGACUAUGAGAAAAAGCCACCAGAGGGCACUGGAGUUACUUCAGGCUGGCUUGGACGUGGAGACAAAGGGCAGAGCAGAAGGAGUGCGACUGAAGAAGAAGAUGGAGAGCGAGCUAAAUGAUCUGGAGGUGCAGGUGGACCUGCUCAGCAAGAACAACAGCGAGCUUACGAAGACCAUCAAGAAGAUGCAACAGCAGAUGAAGGACCUGCAGUCUCAGCUGGAGGAGGAGGCGCGGGUGCAGGAGGAGCUGAGGGAAGAGCAUGCCUUGCUGGAGCGCCGCUGCGCCCUGCUGGUCACGGAGGGUGAGGAGAGCCGCGCCAGCCUGGAGGCAACAGAGAGGGCACGCAAGGCCCUGGAGACCGAGCUGCAAGAAGCCACCGAGAAGUACAAUGAGCUCGACAACCAGGCGCAGUCUAUAUCCAGCGGGAAGCGAAAGCUGGAGGUGGACAUUCAGCAGCUGAGCCAGGAACACGAGGAACUGCAGAGCGAACUCAGAGGGGCUAACGACAGGGCCAAGAAAGCAGCGUGCGAGUGCGCGAGGGUGGCGGAGGAGCUGAGGGUGGAGCAGGAACACGGCAUGCAUCUACAGCGGGUGAAAAAGGGUCUGGAGGCGCAGCUCAAGGACAUGACCGCUCGGCUGGACGAGGCCGAGCAGCUGGCCUUGAAAGGAGGCAAGAAGAUCAUCCAGAAACUGGAAGGCAGGGCGAAGGAGCUGGAGCUGGCUCUGGAGACGGAGCAGAGGAAGAACGGCGAGACGGCGAAGACGCUGCGGAAGAAUGAGCGGCGCCUGAAGGAGCUCCUCUUCCAGUCCGAGGAGGACCAGAAGAACCAGCAGAGAAUGCAGGAGCUGGUGGAGAGACUGCAGAUCAAAAUGAAAACCUACAAGAGACAAGUGGAGGAGGCCGAGGAGCAGGCCAACGCGAACCUGGCCAAAUACAGGAAGACCGUCCACGAGCUGGAUGACGCAGAAGAGCGAGCUGACAUCGCUGAGUCUGCUCUCACCAAGAUCAGAAGCAAGAACAGAGGCAGCUUCGGCAAGGGCUAUUCGUCAGGUUACAGUACUCCGUUCCAGGGGAUCGUAAGGUCACCCAGCUCUGCUGGGUCAGAGGGCAGAGGCGAGAAGAUCCUCACGGAUGACGACGAGUCCGUCAGUUCUCUCAUUCCCACCUAUCUCAACUCCCUCAAGAAGCUGAUGGCUGACUAGUGCCUUUGAUCGGGAGUGGGAACUGCUGGCUCGACCUCUGGAAAGAAUUUCUUGAUUUAAGAUUUCCAAGAAAGAUUUCAGAUGCUAAAAUAACAAAAACUUUGGUCCCCACAAGCAUUUAUUUUCAGUAUUAUUCUCUUUUUUGUACUGCAACAUUUGUGUAAAACAUAAUGAAGUCCAUAAGUAACUGGACAGUGGUUAUUUUUACUGUUUUGUUCUUCGGCACAUUUGAUUUGAAAGAAAUCCAAGCAUAUAUGCGCGCACACACACACACACACACACACACACACACACACACACAUAU